AUGUCUGAUAUCUCCAACGAGAAAAUGGCUUCCACGACCGAGAAGUCUGGCGGCACCGACACGCCGCCCGAGAUCAUCCACAGCCAAGAAGAGAGGCAGCCCACCGGGAAGCCAUGGAUGUACAAGGAAUUUAAACUGGGGCCCAUCACCAUUCCCGCAUAUGCCUCACCUCAGUUCCAGAUUGUCUUCGUUGCGCUGGUGUGCUUCCUGUGCCCCGGCAUGUUCAAUGCAGUCAAUGGUCUGGGUGCCGCCGGUCAGGUCAAUGCGCACGACAUUAACAAUGCCAGCACCGCCCUGUACUCCACCUUCUCCGUGGUGGGCUUCUUCGCCGGCAGUAUCGCCAACAAGAUUGGUCUGCGCUUGACCCUGGGCUUGGGGGGUUUCGGAUACACCCUGUACAUUGCCUCGAUCUUGUCCUACAACCACAAUCAGAACGCAGGCUUCCUCAUCUUCGCUGGUGCCCUGCUGGGUGUGUGCGCUGGUCUUCUCUGGACUGCCCAGGGUGCGGUGAUGAUGUCUUACCCCCCGGAGAAAUCCAAGGGUCGGUACAUCGCCGUGUUCUGGAUGAUUUUCAACUUGGGUGCCGUGAUAGGUGCUCUGAUCCCCCUCGGCCAGAACCUGCAUUCCACGGCCAACAAGGUGAAGGAUGGUACAUACAUUGCCUUCAUCGUCCUGAUGGCCGUGGGCUUUGUGCUGGCCGGAUUUCUCUGCAAUCCUUUCCUCGUUCGACGCAGUGACGGCUCGCGCGUCAUCCUGAUGAAGAACCCGACCUGGAAAUCCGAGAUCAAGGGCCUGUUCGAGGUCCUGGUGACGGAUUGGUACAUCAUCUUCCUCUUCCCCAUGUUCUUCGCCUCCAACUGGUUCUACACCUACCACUUCCAAGACGUGAACCUGCCCUACUUCAACAUCCGCACUCGCUCCUUGAACAACGUCUUGUACUACCUGUCCCAAAUCAUCGGCGCCUGGAUCUUCGGCUUCUUGCUCGACACCACCUACUUCCGCCGCACCACCCGUGCCAAGAUCGCCAUCGGAACGCUCUUCGUGCUCACCUUUGUCAUCUGGGGUGGCGGCUACGACUUCCAGAAACGAUACAACCGCACCGAGACCAGUGCCGACGACUACCACAAGCUCGACUUUACCGACCCGGGCUAUGUCGGCCCUAUGUUCCUGUACAUGUUCUAUGGAGCAUACGACUCUGUGUGGCAGACCACUUCGUAUUGGCUCAUGGGCGCACUGACCAACAACGGGCGCAAACUCGCCAACUUCACCGGCUUCUACAAGGGUAUUCAGUCCGCCGGGUCCGCCAUCUCACCGCAACUUGAUGCCAACUAUGUUUCUUUCAUGACCGAGUUCGCCGUCAACUGGGGCAUGCUGGCCGGCUCUCUCGUCGUGGCGGCCCCGGUCAUCUGGAUUAAGGUCAAGGACACGACCGACAUCGACGAGGAUCUGAAGUUCACCGACGAGACGAGGGCGGACGUCCUGCCCCCGAGCCCGGUCGGACCCAUCGUGGGUGCCGAGGGCAUGAUGGCAGAGAAGCAGGAGAAGGUUUAA
Messenger RNA from Fonsecaea erecta, 1551 nucleotides. RefSeq lists its product as hypothetical. The coding region runs from base 1 to 1551 and encodes 516 amino acids. Gene Ontology annotation, biological process: transmembrane transport. The record is from RefSeq and is a predicted model, not a curated record. Lineage: Eukaryota; Fungi; Ascomycota; Eurotiomycetes; Chaetothyriales; Herpotrichiellaceae. The transcript has 2 exons. Gene Ontology annotation, molecular function: transmembrane transporter activity.